AUGCCGGAUCUUGACCUCGAGAUCCACAAGUGCUGCCCCGACGGCAUCCGGACUCCGAGGCUGGAGGCGCUGCUGCGGGACGGGUUUGCCGUCCACAACACGAGCCUGAGCGAGGGCGAGAGACAGCUGGUCGAGACGGCUUUCGGCGCCGGCCUGGUCCGCGUGCUCUGCGCCACAUCGUCCCUCGCGGCCGGGGUCAACUUGCCGGUGCGGCGCGUCCUCUUCUGGAGCCUCAAGAAGGGCGUGUCCUCGAUGACCGCCACCGACUUUCGCCAGAUGGCUGGCCGCGCGGGCCGCACCGGAAUGUGCGACGCGGGCGAUGCGUUCGUGCUCACCGGCGGCGGAGCCCAGGGCGGCGUGCAGCCGUCGGUCGAUGCGGCGGUGCAGCUGCUGGCCGAGCCCAUCCCUCCCGCGUUGGUGUGGGCGACCCUGCUCUGGCAGCAGGCGGCCGACAAGCCGGCGCGCGUGCAGAUCAAGCAGGCCUUCGAGCGAGCGCUCGAAGCGCUCCGUGCCGCCGGGCUGGUGCGGUCCUACCCGUACAACGCGGCGGACAUCGCCGCCGGCGGCGGCAAGCUCGUCGAGUGGGAGGCGCUGCCGUUCGGGGGCGCUGCCGCGGCUGCAAUGGCGAGCGCGGACCGCCUGGAGGAGUCCAAGAAGAUGCUCGAGGAGCUGGAGGAGGCGGCAAGUCGUGCGGGUGGCCUCGAGCGCUUCUGCGACCGCAUGGCUGGCGACGACCGCCGCGACGGUCGUGGCGGCCACCGCGACGGUUCGUGGUGGAUGCUGCGCGAGCUCGUCAAGCCUCUGCGAGACAGACUGAAGGCCAACGUCCGGCAGGAGCUGGUGCCGCUGUACGAGCCGCGGCUCAAGGCCAUGACGCCGCACCUCGCGGGGGCGCUCUUCAGCGCGGGAUACCGACAGGCACGCUCCCCGCUAAAAAGUCGCAAAGCCGGCCACCGGACCGAAACCAGAGCUGAAUCGGUGCCCGGUUUACCCUCCUCUCAGGUGGAUGACUUGCUCGCCGCCAAGCCAAGCACGCUGAGUGGGCAGCUGGCCCAGCACAUGCGGGGCGCGACCGGGCGCGGUGCCUACUUUCGCGCCAUCGCGCGUACCCUGAUCGAAGAGGCGCGCGCCCACUUGCGCGGUUUUGUGCCGCCAGAGGGUGGGGCGGUCGAAGGGGCGCGGGUUGUUGUGGCGACCAGCGGCGAGGCCCUGCAUCUGGCGCCGGGCGGUGGCAUUGGCCACGUCGCCCUCGACACCUUUCGUCAGCUGCUUCUCGGCGCGAGCCGCUUCUCGAUGUCGCUCGACGCUGCGCUGUGUGGGACGCAGCCGGCCGACGGGGAGAGGCUCGAGCCGGCGUGGGAGGCGCUGCGCCUUGUGCUUGGCGGGCGGGCGGAGAAGGUGCUGUACGACGCGCAGCGACAACUCGCGCUAUUAGCCGUGCGCGGCAUCGCCCCGCGCGGGCUGCUGCUCGACCCUCACGUGGGCGCGUGGAUGCUCUCGCCGGGCGAUGAGGAGCGGCUGAGAGACUUGCACGACAUGGCCCGCGGCUUCGCCCCGCACCUGGUCGGGCCGCGCCACGCCCCCGCCUCCGAUGGCUGCUGUCGCUGCUGUGAGGAUGCGCUGCUCGCGCUGGGCGUGAUGCUGCAUGUCGAGAGGCGGGUGCGCGACAUGGGCAGUCGCUUCGACAGGGCCUACGCGCAGGAGAUGCUGCUCCCACCCGUGCUGGCGAGGAUGGAGGUGGGCGGGCUGCGCGUCGACGCCUCUUUGUUGCGGAGGCAGGCGGUGGACUGCGAGCAGGCCCUCCGCUCGCUCGAGCAGCACGGCACGCGCCAGACGGGCCGCGCGGCGCGACCGGUCAACUGGAAGUCACCAAAGGACGUCGGCGCGUUGCUCUUCCACGAGCUCCGCCUCGGCGAGGCGACGGGCGCGCGGCGGCUGCAUACGGCGGGCGGCGCAGGCAAGGGGAGGAAGAUGUGCGAGUUCCAGACGUCGAGCGCGGCGCUCGAGCUGCUGCGGUCCGAGCACCCGCUCCCGGCCAUGAUCAUCGCCCACCGCAAGCUGACAGCCACGGUCGCCCUUUUGUGGGAGCUACUCGGCAAGUCGGAGCGCGACCGCCACCGUGCGCCCGAGCCGCAGCUCGCCGAGGCGGGCGGCAGCGCCGGAGGUUGA
This is a messenger RNA of Emiliania huxleyi CCMP1516, 2169 nucleotides long. Its product is annotated as DNA directed DNA polymeras-like protein. The coding region runs from base 1 to 2169 and encodes 722 amino acids. Gene Ontology annotation, molecular function: DNA-directed DNA polymerase activity; nucleic acid binding. NCBI's taxonomy places the organism in Eukaryota, Haptophyta, Isochrysidales, Noelaerhabdaceae. The record is from RefSeq and is a predicted model, not a curated record. The transcript is spliced from 7 exons. Gene Ontology annotation, biological process: DNA-templated DNA replication; double-strand break repair.